AUGAACUUCAUUCCGAAUGCAUUAAUGCAGGUGGGGAGGAUGAAAAGGCUUGAAAAUUGCAAACCCCUCGAGAUUACCUUCACAGGACUCAUAACGGCUUCGCUGAACGGUGGUCAUGUUGAUGAUUGCAUGGCUAUAUUCCAAUAUAUGAAAGAUAGAUGCGACCCGAAUAUAGGAACCGUGAACACGAUGCUUAGAGUUUACGGAAGGAACGAUAUGUUUUCAGAAGCUAAAGCAUUGUUCGAAGAGAUUGUCAGAGAAAAAGAAACUCAUCUGGUCCCAGACGAGUAUACAUACAGGUUCAUGCUCGAAGCUUCAGCUAGAUCACUCCAAUGGGAAUACUUUGAGCACGUGUAUCAGACAAUGAUUCUCUCCGGGUAUCAAAUUGAUCAAACAAAACACGCUCCAAUGCUUAUAGAAGCAUCAAGAGCUGGGAAGUGGAGUCUUCUAGAGCACGCCUUCGAUGCAAUUCUUGAAGAUGGAGAAAUCCCUCACCCUUUGUUCUUCACCGAAAUGUUGUGUCAUGCGACAGCUAAAGGCGAUUACCAAAGAGCAAUCACACUGAUCAACACCGUGGCUCUCGCUUCGUUUCAGAUCAGUGAAGAACAGUGGACUGAUCUUUUCGAGGAGAAUCAAGACCGGCUUACUCUGGAGAAUCUGCAGAAGCUCUCUGAUUAUAUCCUUGACUGUGACUAUGCAAGUGAACCAACGGUCUCAAACCUCUCAAAGUCAUUGAAGUCUCUAUGUGGGUCUUCUUCUUCAACAGAGCCAUUAUUAGCCAUUGAUGUAACAACUCAUAGUCACAGCGAGAAACCGGAUGAAGAUUUGCUUCUUCACGAUACAACAAUGGAAGAUGACAAAGAUGCCAAUGGUGAAGCUUGGGAGUUUACGGAGACUGAACUCGAGACGUUGGGUCUAGAAGAACUCGAGAUUGAUGAUGAUGAAGAAUCUAGCGAAUAUGAUUCACUUUCAGUUUAUGACAUUCUGAAAGAAUGGGAAGAGAGUAGUAGCAAAGAGACUUGA
Messenger RNA from Thlaspi arvense, 1023 nucleotides. NCBI's taxonomy places the organism in Eukaryota, Viridiplantae, Streptophyta, Magnoliopsida, Brassicales, Brassicaceae. The record is from the annotation of a GenBank genome assembly.